CCAAACUCUUCAUUCCAUCUGAAACAGUACCAUCAAAAUGUUUUCCCGUGUGGGACGUCUCACAACUUUUGGUGCCCAGGCUGUGUCAAAUUGUCCGUUCCGCAGAGAUAACAUCUAUCAGCAGCCGUUGAAGGUAACCGCACCGAUCAAUGACCAGCUGACCAGUUUUGCGCACAGCUUCUCCGAUUCAGUGAGGCAUAGAACGACCAGCUUCGGAAAUGAUCCAUUCCUCGGCGUACCCAUGGACGACGAUGAAGUCAUCAAAGAGCUCGAGCUACUGGACCUCGACUCAUGGCACACUAAGCCUCGGGCUCCGUGUCCUGCACCAUCAGACGAGCUGGAACUCGAUCAGUUCUGGGAGGGAAAAAACGUGACGGUUUGCGGCAGAGAUCCUAGAUUGGGAAAAUCAACUGAUUGUUUUGAGCUGGAAGCAUGGCGACCGACCGACUCAUGGCAGAAUGGUAGCAGUGUUGGACAUCCACAUGGUCAUCAGCAACAACAGCAGACAUGUCAGCAGCCGCCCACGCAUUCAAGUACAACAGAAACAAUGCAUGAUUUCUCCAAUUUUGGAGAUAAUAUGGGCUCCCCGCUCUUCCAAUCACCAUCAAAAUCGGCGAUCGAUCAGCUAACGGGAACUUCCCGAAUAGAUGAGUACGGAAUGCCACCACAAGAUCGAAAAUUGUCAAAGUUCGAAAUGGACAUUGAGCAAGAAUCGAAAGCUGUCGAUUGGGAGGCAUGGAAUCACUACUUGGAGAGCGACGACGACGUUUUUAAGCGUCCAGAAGCAUUUUUCAAGGAAGAACCCAUGAUAAUGACGUCAUCCGAUUCGUUGAUGACUUCGUCAACUUCAUCUCCAGAUUCUGGAAUAAGCCUCUAUGAUCCGAUGAUUCCACCACCAUCAUCUCACUUUCCCAGCUUCAACCUGAGCUCUUCAUCAUCAGCGUCGAAUCUUUUGAGACUGUCAACUCCAUCAGCUCCAAUGCAGCAAGAACAUCGAGCACCUGUCAGAAUGCACCAUGAUGUUGAUCUUUUCUCUUCUGGACCUCUUCUUUGUGUUCCGAAACAAGAAGACGUUUUCGACGACUUUAUCCAGCAGAGAGAUGAUGACGAUGAAGACUAUAUUCCAGCAUCUGAAGCCAGAAGAACAAGUUCACGUCUCAAUCGGAAAUCUGCUACGCCAACUUAUCUUCGGCGUCGUGAUUCUGAACGUUCGUGGACGCCAGCUUCCGAUGACUAUUUUCCAGAAGAACAUCAGAAGUUUAAGAAACGUGGAGUUGUUCUGAAGCCUUCAGUCGACGAGGAAACCGAUCGAAGACGAAUGUUGAAUAGAAUAGCAGCAGUUCGGUAUAGAGAGAAGAAACGAGCCGAGAAGAAGGGAAGAAAAAUGGAGUUCCAAGAAGUAGCUGAUCGUAAUCGAAUUCUUCUUCAAAAAGAACGUCAACUAAAGCGUGAGAUCAACUCGAUGAAAAAGGAGCUUCGUAAAAUGGGCGCCAUUAUUCAAUAAUCAGAAUUCGAAACAAUUGUUCUUUUUUUCUGUUCUUUUCAGUUUUGCUAACUUUUUUUUUGGUUACAUAGUUUUUCUCCCUUUGUUCACCCAACUGUAGAUCAUUUUUCAUAGAACCUUUCCCCCAUCUUUUUUUUCUCUCAAAAACUGCCCAUUUCUUGUAUUUUUGUUACGGGUAUUCGAUCCCAAAUUUCCCAUCCAAUUUCAACUCCUCAAAUCUAAACUGCUCACAUCUCAAUCAGAAAAUCAACUCAAAAUGAAUGAUAAUUUU
Messenger RNA from Caenorhabditis elegans, 1775 nucleotides. It is a transcript of the gene atfs-1, whose product is annotated as Stress activated transcription factor atfs-1. The coding region runs from base 38 to 1504 and encodes 488 amino acids. Lineage: Eukaryota; Metazoa; Nematoda; Chromadorea; Rhabditida; Rhabditidae. The record is from RefSeq and is marked reviewed. Gene Ontology annotation, molecular function: DNA-binding transcription factor activity. Gene Ontology annotation, cellular component: cytoplasm; mitochondrial matrix; nucleus. Gene Ontology annotation, biological process: regulation of DNA-templated transcription; positive regulation of transcription by RNA polymerase II; mitochondrial transcription. The transcript has 7 exons.